Messenger RNA from Girardinichthys multiradiatus, 1760 nucleotides. It is a transcript of the gene adhfe1, whose product is annotated as alcohol dehydrogenase iron containing 1. Gene Ontology annotation, molecular function: metal ion binding; alcohol dehydrogenase (NAD+) activity. Lineage: Eukaryota; Metazoa; Chordata; Actinopteri; Cyprinodontiformes; Goodeidae. The transcript has 14 exons. Gene Ontology annotation, cellular component: mitochondrion. The record is from RefSeq and is a predicted model, not a curated record. The coding region runs from base 159 to 1481 and encodes 440 amino acids.
AGGUUCGGACAACAUGGCGGGUCGGGACCGAAUUGUUCACCUGCUCAGACAGCUGGAGCGCGCAGCAAUCUUUAAGUGGGCCCUGAGCUCCGGUUUCCAGCGGACCUACUGAGCAUGCUCCCUGUGUCAACAGGUGCAGAUGUCCCGCCCACUUCAACAUGUUCCAUCAAGGAAUCGGAGCGGCCGGCUGCACCAGCAGGAAGACGGAUUAUGCCUUCGAGAUCUCCAGUUCCAACAUCCGAUAUGGACCUGGAGUGAGCAGAGAAAUUGGCAUGGACCUUCAGAACCUCAGAGCCAAGAACGUCUGCCUGAUGACGGACCAGAACCUCUCUCAACUCCCUCCGAUGAAGGCAGUGCUUGAGUCUCUGGUGAAGAACGGAGUUAGGUUCAAGGUCUUUGACAACAUCCGGGUAGAGCCAACGGACUCUAGUUUUAAGGACGCCAUCGCGUUUGCUAAAAAGAACUCGUUCGAUGCGUUUGUGGCUGUGGGUGGCGGCUCGGUCAUCGACACUUGUAAAGCAGCCAAUCUGUACUCUUGUCAUCCUGAAGCUGACUUCCUGGACUUCGUCAAUGCUCCGAUCGGAAAAGGGAGACCAGUGACCAAAGCUCUUAAGCCUCUUAUUGCAGUACCAACAACUGCAGGCACUGGAAGCGAGACCACCGGAGUGGCAAUUUUCGACUACCAGCCUCUUAAGGCUAAAACGGGUAUUGCUAGCAGGGCCAUCAGACCCAUGCUAGGUAUCGUGGACCCCUUGCACACCCUGAGCAUGCCUGAACGAGUCACUGCGAACAGUGGCUUCGAUGUCCUGUGUCAUGCUCUGGAGUCUUACACUGCCUUGCCCUACAACCAGAGGGCGCCCUGUCCCACCAACCCCAUCAACCGCCCCGCCUACCAGGGCAGCAACCCCAUCAGUGACGUCUGGUCCCGCCACGCUCUCAACAUGGUCGCCAAGUACAUGAAGCGGGCUGUUUGGGACCCGGAGGACCUGGAGGCCCGCUCCAGCAUGCACUUGGCCAGUGUGUUUGCUGGGAUCGGCUUUGGGAACGCUGGAGUUCAUCUCUGUCAUGGGAUGUCAUAUCCAAUCGCAGGAAACGUGAAAACUCACACAGCAAGGGGCUACAGUGUGGGGCACCCCCUGGUGCCUCACGGACUCUCAGUCGUCCUCACGUCUCCGGCGGUCUUCAGCUUCACUGCACCGAUGUGCCCAGAGCGCCACCUGGAGGCUGCAGAGAUCCUGGGUGCAGAGGUGCGGCAGGCGAAGCGUGAGGAUGCUGGUGCCCUUCUAGCUGACACUCUGCGUCAGUUCCUGUUCGACCUGCAUGUUGAGGACGGACUCGCUGCUGUUGGAUACAACAAAGAUGACAUUCCAGCUCUGGUGAAGGGAACCCUCCCUCAGGAGCGUGUCACCAAACUGUCUCCGCGGUCGCACACCGAGGAGGACUUGAGCCAGCUGUAUGAAUCCUCCAUGAAGCUUUACUGAUCUGUUCUCAGACCGGCUGCAGUUCCCCCUGCAGCCACCAGGGGGUGGUGCAGGUCCACAGUCUGUGUGAUCUCAGUGGCUCAAAUUUAUGACUUCAUCAGUUAAUUAGUGUUUGAUCUCUAAUGGGUUGUCUUAAAGGUUCAGAGUGAUAAAUUCAUGGAAAACUGACCCGAGGAGGGUCUGAAGGAGUCGUGUUAUGAAUUAUUGGACUUUCAUCUGAUUGAAUCUGUUUUGAUGGAGGCAGUUUUCACAGAAAUAAAACAAUCUGUUAAAACUGAA